This is a messenger RNA of Mandrillus leucophaeus (drill), 2418 nucleotides long. RefSeq names its product KIAA0513 ortholog. The record is from RefSeq and is a predicted model, not a curated record. Lineage: Eukaryota; Metazoa; Chordata; Mammalia; Primates; Cercopithecidae. Bases 156 to 1391 code for a protein of 411 amino acids. The transcript has 12 exons.
AUGCUGUAGGGCCAGGUGAGCUGCUGCGAAGGACUCAUUCUUGGUGGCCAGCAGUUACCGGCAACUUGUGAGCUUGGUGGGCUCCUACUAACACACCUGGGACGCCAGGCUGCGGGCUCCCCUCCAGGCAGCCUCCCCAGCAGCUCCCCAGAGCCAUGGAGGCCCCGGAGGUCCCCGUGGGCUCGCUAAUCGACUUUGGGCCUGAGGCACCCACCUCCUCUCCCCUAGAGGCACCACCCCCUGCACUGCAGGACGGGGAUGGCUCCCUGGGGGAUGGCGCAUCAGAGAGUGAGACCACUGAGUCUGCGGACAGUGAGAAUGACAUGGGCGAGUCACCCUCACACCCGUCCUGGGACCAGGACCGCCGCUCCUCCUCCAACGAGUCCUUCUCCUCCAGCCAGAGCACCGAGUCUACCCAGGAUGAAGAGACCCUGGCUCUCAGGGACUUCAUGCGUGGCUACGUGGAGAAGAUCUUCUCUGGAGGGGAGGACUUAGAUCAGGAGGAGAAAGCCAAGUUUGGAGAGUACUGCAGCAGUGAAAAUGGAAAAGGCCGGGAGUGGUUUGCUCGAUACGUGAGUGCCCAGCGCUGCAACUCCAAGUGUGUCUCAGAGGCAACCUUCUACCGCCUGGUGCAGUCUUUUGCAGUGGUGCUGUUUGAGUGUCAUCAGAUGGAUGACUUUGGGCCUGCCAAGAACCUCAUGACCAUGUGCUUCACCUACUACCACAUCGGAAAACCGCAGCUGCUGCCCCCGGAGGCCCGGGAGAAGCCCGCGGGCAGCAUCGACUCCUACCUGAAAUCCGCAAACAGCUGGCUGGCCGAGAAGAAGGACAUCGCCGAGCGGCUGCUGAAGAACACCUCGGCCAGGACGGAGAAUGUCAAGGGCUUCUUCGGGGGGCUGGAGACCAAGCUGAAGGGGCCCCUGGCCAGGAGGAACGAGGAAGACGAGAGCAAACCCCAGGAGAAGCGGCCCAGGGCUGUGACUGUGUACAGCCCCGAGGACGAAAAGAAGGGGGAGAAGAUCUACCUGUACACGCACCUGAAGCAGCAGCCCAUCUGGCACACGCUGAGGUUCUGGAAUGCAGCCUUUUUUGACGCUGUCCAUUGUGAGAGGACAAAGCGAUCUCCCACUACCAGAGGGGAUGCUGGAGAGGAGGAGGAGAAGAGGGAGAAGUGGUGCCACAUGACGCAGGAGGAGCGCGAUGAUAGCCUCCGGUUCAACGAGAACAUCACCUUUGGGCAGCUGGGCACGUUCUCGCACAACAUGCUGGCCUUCGGACUGAACAAGAAGCUGUGCAAUGACUUCCUGAAGAAGCAGGCUGUGAUUGGCAACCUGGAUGAAGAGCAAUACAAGCUGCUUAGUGACCACAUUGAGCAAAUGGCCACUGAGUAGGCCCCAGAGGUCACACUGUGCAGGAGGACUGAGACCAUGCGCCAUUCUCCCGGGCCCAGUGCCCGGCCGUCACCCCACCCGUGACCUGCAUGAAGCCAGCAGCACCCAGAGCCGCACCUGCUGCCCUAGAACUAGUGGUUAGAAGAAUCCGCUGCUCCUUCCUCUUCUCCUCUGCCUGUGUCUGCGCCCCCCCAUCCAUGUGCCAAAGUGUCCCUUGGGUCACACGGCUAAAGCCAAGGUGACCAGCUGUACCCCGAGUGCCAGGCUUGUGAGAUGAGACCAAGAGGGAGGAGGGGAAGGACGCUGUGGUCCAUCGUGGGCCAAGGGCUGGCGAGGGUGGGGGUGGGCAAGGGAUGCAGGCAGGACAGCCAUGAGGUGGGGCUGCAGCCGACAUACCCAGUGGUGGAGGACUGGCCCUGCCACUCAUGGUGGGCGGCCCUAGGCCACAUUCCCUGCAAUGGGUGCACAUCUGGCUCCCAUCCAGCCCUCUCAGUGUGGGGCUGUGGCCGGUCCUCGCUCUUCCCCAGUCUCCCUCUGUGGGGCAGGAACGGGAAGUCACAGGACCCUUGAGGAAGAAACGCCUGUUUUAGGGAGAGAGAGGGAGUGGUGCAGAGGAUGCUCUUGGCUGGCUGGAGCAAGACCCGGCUCCCACCAGAGGGACAUGUGUGUGCCCUGCAGACGGCCCGGGAUCUGUGUGUCUCCGCCAGAGCCACAGCAGUGCCGAGGUGCCUGCAGUAGACCACACAGACCGUCUGACAUGCGCCCGCCUGGCGGACAGCUCCCUUCUGAGGCAGAGAAGGCUCCGCGGUCACGAAGCAGCGUUGUGCCGUGUGUCCCUCACAAGAAGCACAGGAAAGAGAAGUUUCUUUAGUAGUCACUAGACAACCACCCUUUCUAAAAGCAAACAGUGCUGCUCUUUAUUCCAGACAAGGCAGGAAAGUCUGAGCUGGGAGAGACAGCAGCUGGAGAGAGGCAGUUCUGUGUGACGUGUGGGGCGAGCCAGUGGCAUGGACUCUGCCUCUAAGGG